AUGGCGAAAUUUACUCUACCCUUGGCUUUGGCUCUUUCGGCUGUGGCUCAGGCCCAGGUCGCCACACUUUGUGACCAAUACGCAAUCUAUGACAAAUAUCCCUUUCUUCUCAACAACAACCUGUGGGGUAAGGACAAGGGAUCCGGCUCCCAAUGCACCUACGUCGAUAAGAUCUCCUCGUCCGAGGUUUCCUGGCACACCACGUGGAACUGGUCCGGCACUGACAGCGAGGUGAAGAGCUACGCCAACUCGGGCUUCGAUUUCACCAAGAAAUAUGUCAGCGAUAUCGGGAAGAUCCCAACGACGGCCUCCUGGAGCUAUGAUAACACCGAUAUCAAGGCCGAUGUUGCGUAUGAUUUGUUCACGGCUGCGGACAUCAACCAUACAACUUCGAGUGGCGAUUAUGAGCUAAUGAUCUGGCUGGCCAAGUACGGAUCUGUCCAGCCCAUCGGGAAGCAAAUCGAUACCACCAACAUCGGUGGGUAUAGCUGGGAUGUUUGGUACGGCGGGGAUGCGAUGAAGACUUAUAGCUUCGUCCCUUCGGGUAACGCUAUUACCUCCUUCUCCGGGGAUAUCAAGAAGUUCUUCGACUAUCUGACCCAGAGUCAUUCGUUUCCGGCAUCGAGCCAGAAUCUCAUCACUUUGCAAUUUGGCACGGAGCCUUUUACAGGCGGGAAGUCGACAUUGACGGUGUCGAAGUUUAGUGCCAAUGUUGCUUAA
Messenger RNA from Penicillium alfredii, 720 nucleotides. Its product is annotated as glycoside hydrolase family 12 protein. Gene Ontology annotation, molecular function: cellulase activity. Gene Ontology annotation, biological process: polysaccharide catabolic process. The record is from RefSeq and is a predicted model, not a curated record. NCBI's taxonomy places the organism in Eukaryota, Fungi, Ascomycota, Eurotiomycetes, Eurotiales, Aspergillaceae. The coding region runs from base 1 to 720 and encodes 239 amino acids. The transcript has 3 exons.